AUGCCUGCGCACUCUUUUCGAGCAACAAGACGUAGUUCCGAAAACGACACCAGCUGCGGAGUUAUUUUUGACAUAUCCACCCCGGUAGAACAUUUUCGUGGAGUGACUGGAGGGAGUUUCCCCCCCUUCCGUUCUUGUAUAUGGGCUGGCAGAUCCCUAGAAGCUAAUGCCUGGAGUUUGUUGGUCUUCCGCCCCUCUGAGUGGGGUCGGGGAAGGAGCCAACGCGGACGUAGUCCGCAAGAUUCGCUGGAUAGUUUGCUUUGUGAUGAAUUCACUUCGUUCUCGCGUUCUAAUGAAUGGUAGCUCAUGUGCUCAGAGUGCACCGCAGUGCCAUUCCGCCACUGAGGGCGCUUCCCAGCGGGGAAGGGUGUUUUAGGAUGUUUGGAUCUAAUGGAUGGUAGCUCAUGUGCUCAGAGUGCACCGUAGUGCCAUUCCGCCACUGAGGGCGCGUCCCAGCGGGGACGGGUGAUUUAGGAUGGUUGUGCUCUAAUGGAUGGUAGCUCAUGUGCUCAGAGUGCACCGUAGUGCCAUUCCGCCACUGAGGGCGCUUCCCAGCGGGGAAGGUGGAUUCCGGAUUGUUUUGCGGUUUUUGGACUAGUUGUAGUGGCGCUGGAGCAGAUCGAGAUGCGAGCAAGAUGCUUAUUGCUAUUCCCUAUUUUCGAGCCCUUGUAAAUGUGGGCCCUUCUCUGUUUUCGCCUCUCAUUCGAGCUGGAUACUUCCGUACGGGCUCUGGCAAGAUUCUCAAACUCGGGGUCCUAGAUGGGCUGGCUGGAGAUUGCUUUUGUUCGCGUGUCCAAGGUUUAUAGAGUUGUGCCGGAGAGCCUUAUGGUGCUGGAUCAGGGUGCUUGGCGAUGGCCUUGCGCGGGUUGGUCUUGCUGACGGAUGGUUUGUUUCGGAGGGUUGGUUUCGGAUGCGCGUAUAGCUCGCAUCCCGUUGGGGGCGCGGAUCAAUUGUCUGCUCUGUCCUGCCUGUUGGCCGUUCCAAUUUUAGGCGGGGGCCGAGGUCUUUCUACACAUUGCCCACGCAAGGACUCUUCCUGGAGGCGGACACGUCUUUCAGCGUGUCGUAGGACUAAGUACUCACUGCUUCGCUUUGUUGAUGUUGCGGUCUGGCGCGCCUAGUACCGCGUUGAAACCUCCCUGACCUGAGGCACUUCUGUUUUCGGGAGGCUAGGCGCCUCGCAGCGCUGGCACUACACUUAUCUCGGGGGCUGCCUUUUCUUUUUCGGAUUCGCUUUGCCGCUUCAUCUGCACCAGGGGAGCUCCGCUCUGUCCUCGGUCUCGCCUGGCUUUGGGAACAGGGGUCGUUUGGCACUGGCGGUACCCAAUCCGUUACCCUUGCGAACUUGUUCCCA
Messenger RNA from Amoebophrya sp. A120, 1354 nucleotides. The record is from the annotation of a GenBank genome assembly. NCBI's taxonomy places the organism in Eukaryota, Dinophyceae, Syndiniales, Amoebophryaceae.